GACACAGGAGAACGAGAAACACAGACGGACACACCGAACAAACCGGACAACGGAUAGAGCCAGCCUGGCCACAGCGGCCACGGGCCACCAUGAGGUUCUACAAGACCAUCUUGCUGCCGCUCCUGGCCUUGGCGCAGUUUGCCCUCGGCGCAGAAGACUACUACAAGGUGCUCGGCCUCGACCGGCAAGCCUCAGACAGACAGAUCAAGUCGGCCUACAGGCAAUUAAGCAAGAAGUACCACCCGGAUAAGAACCCUAACGACCCGACAGCGCACGAAAAGUUCGUUCAAGUCUCGGAGGCGUACGAGGCGCUCUCGGACCCCGAGUCGCGCAGGAUCUACGACCAGUACGGCCACGAGGGGCUCAAGCAGCGCAAGCAGGGCGGCGGCUUCCAGACGCACGACCCGUUCGACCUGUUCAGCCGCUUCUUCGGCGGCGGCGGCCACUUCGGCAACCAGCCGGGCCAGCGGCGCGGGCACAACGUCGAGGUUAAAGUCGGCAUCGCGCUGCGCGACUUCUACACGGGCCGCACGACCGAGUUCCACUGGGACAAGCAGCAGAUCUGCGAGGAGUGCGAGGGCACCGGCGCGGCCGACCGCGUCGUGCACACCUGCCAGGUCUGCGGCGGCCGCGGCGUCCGCAUGGUGCGCCAGCAGCUGGCCCCGGGCAUGGUCACGCAGAUGCAGAUGCAGUGCGACGCCUGCGGGGGGCGCGGCAAGACCAUCGCCCACCGCUGCCCCGUCUGCCACGGCGAGCGCGUCGUGCGCAAGCCCACCGCCGUGUCCGUCACCAUCGAGCGCGGCAUGGCCGACGGCGCGCGCAUCGUGUUCGAGAACGAAGCCGACGAGAGCCCGGACUGGGUGGCCGGCGACCUGGUGGUCUCGCUGUUCGAGAAGGAGCCGGCGGUCGACGACGACGCGACCAACCCGGACCGCGUCGACGGCGCCUUCUUCCGCCGCAAGGGCGACGACCUCUACUGGCGCGAGGUGCUCUCGCUGCGCGAGGCCCUGCUGGGCGACUGGACGCGCAACCUGACCCACCUGGACGGCCACAUCGUGCGGCUGUCGCGCCCGCGCGGCAGCGUCGUCCAGCCGCACCACGUCGAGACCGUGCCGGGCGAGGGCAUGCCCAAGUGGCACGAGGACGGCGACAGCGUCUACCACAAGACCGAGUUCGGCAACCUGUACGUCGAGUACGUCGUCGUCCUGCCCGACCAGAUGGACAGCGCCAUGGAGAAGGAGCUCUGGGCCCUCUUCCAGAAGUGGCGCGCCAAGAAGGGCGUCGAUCUGCACAAGGACAGCGGCCGGCCCGACAAGCCCGUCAUGCGCGACGAGCAGGAGCAUGGGCAUGAGGAGUUAUAGCAUGAGGAGUUAUAGAAUUGGGAGGGCCCCCGGUGCCGACUGCUAGAUGAAUGAAAUUGGUAUUUUUACGUACCUUGUUGCACGGCAAAUCCAAGAAGAGGGGCUUUUGGUAUAGAACAUGCAUCCAGUGUCAAUUCCGUGCGUGAUGAGCGCGCGAGCGCGAUAUGCAGAGACAGACCGAAGCUUGCAAGUCGUGAAGUU
Molecule: messenger RNA, 1562 nt
Organism: Thermothielavioides terrestris NRRL 8126
Lineage: Eukaryota; Fungi; Ascomycota; Sordariomycetes; Sordariales; Chaetomiaceae
Exons: 3
Coding region: 90-1361 (423 amino acids)
Biological process (GO): protein refolding
Cellular component (GO): cytoplasm
Molecular function (GO): Hsp70 protein binding
Source: RefSeq, a predicted model, not a curated record